AUGGUGCGGAAAGUGUGGUUCCAGAUAAUGGAUGCAGCAACUCGCAGCGCGUACGCGGAUAUCAUGGCAGAUUCCUUGCAAGCACCUGAAGAUGCUGAGGAUAUUGGAGAAUUUCGCAAGGCAGUCUGGGACCAAACCAAGGUCAUUCUACCCUCAUAUGUGAUUACAGCUAAUUUGCGAAUCUACGCCAACCGAGCAGCUUACGACGAAGAAAAUGCCCAGCAUUUGGAUCUGAGGUCAUCGUUGAACAGUCUUGUUACGCAAGACACACUCAUCGUGGAAGUACUGACGCGCAGAGAAUACAAGAAUCCUAUCGGUAUGUUUUUUUAA
Messenger RNA from Phytophthora infestans T30-4, 330 nucleotides. RefSeq lists its product as uncharacterized. Bases 1 to 330 code for a protein of 109 amino acids. Lineage: Eukaryota; Oomycota; Peronosporomycetes; Peronosporales; Peronosporaceae. The transcript is spliced from 2 exons. The record is from RefSeq and is a predicted model, not a curated record.